CCAUCUCUCAUUCUCCAUCCUCCUCCGCCGUCCCUUCUCCCCAAAACACACACACUCGCACACGUAUCAGUCCCUGAAAUGGGUCGUGUGAUCCGAGCACAGCGUAAGGGAGCCGGGUCCGUUUUCAAGUCCCACACCCACCACCGCAAGGGCCCGGCCCGGUUCCGCUCCCUCGACUUCGGCGAGCGCAAUGGCUACCUCAAGGGCGUCGUCACCGAGAUCAUCCAUGACCCUGGCCGCGGCGCCCCGCUUGCCCGAGUUACCUUCCGCCACCCCUUCCGGUUCCAGCACCAGAAGGAGCUCUUUGUUGCCGCCGAGGGUAUGUACACAGGCCAGUUUGUCUACUGCGGGAAGAAGGCCAACCUCGUCGUCGGCAACGUCUUGCCGCUGAGAUCUAUUCCUGAGGGUGCCGUCGUUUGCAACGUCGAGCAUCAUGUGGGAGACCGUGGAGUUUUCGCCAGGGCUUCUGGGGAUUACGCUAUUGUCAUCUCCCACAACCCGGACAAUGGAACCACUAGGAUUAAGCUGCCAUCAGGAGCCAAGAAGAUUGUGCCUAGUGGUUGCCGUGCCAUGGUUGGCCAGGUUGCUGGCGGUGGACGUACCGAGAAACCACUUUUGAAGGCUGGAAAUGCAUAUCAUAAGUUCAGAGUGAAGAGGAACUCAUGGCCCAAGGUUCGUGGUGUUGCUAUGAAUCCUGUGGAGCAUCCUCAUGGUGGUGGUAACCAUCAACACAUUGGUCAUGCCAGCACUGUUCGUCGGGAUGCCCCGCCUGGACAAAAGGUUGGUCUCAUUGCUGCCAGAAGAACUGGUCGUCUCCGUGGUCAAGCUGCUGCUACAGCUGCUAAAGCGGAUAAGGGUGCUUAGACUAGUAUUUAGCAACAAGAAUUUACUUUUGUUUUGUUACCUUGUCAUUUUUUAUUUAAUCUGAAUCAGAUUUUGAGUCUUCAACUGUGUUAUUGUUAUGUUAAGGAUAUACCAGUUUUGUCUGGAUUAUGGAGAUUAUGUUGGGAUUACGUUCUGCUUCACUGUUUGAGUUCAUUCAAGAGGCCAGUGUUUUCAGUAACCUCAGUAUAAGUUCCCUUGUGAAUGCUGUUCACAUUUCAUUA
This is a messenger RNA of Sesamum indicum (sesame), 1106 nucleotides long. Its product is annotated as large ribosomal subunit protein uL2z. Gene Ontology annotation, cellular component: cytosolic large ribosomal subunit; ribosome. Gene Ontology annotation, biological process: cytoplasmic translation. Gene Ontology annotation, molecular function: RNA binding; structural constituent of ribosome. The record is from RefSeq and is a predicted model, not a curated record. Lineage: Eukaryota; Viridiplantae; Streptophyta; Magnoliopsida; Lamiales; Pedaliaceae.